CGGUAGACGACCGGAUUGGGUCUUGGGUCUGGGAAUCUAGCAGAAGCUCCGGGAGCUCCGGUUUUCAGUUUGCUGAUCGUAGACAGUCGCAGGAUUCGAGCGCUCGAGGGAGGAUCGUGCGAAUCGUGCGUAUCGUGCGUGCUGUGAAUAUACGUGGAGUGUGCGCGAGCGCGUGAGAGAGAGAGAGGGAAAUUCAUACGGAGGAUUCUCGAGAUAGAAGAGGCAGAGAGAAAGGAAGGAAGAAAGGAGGAGCACAAAGUCUGCCGUUUGUCGAAGGAGCGAGAACGGAGAGAGGUGGCGGGGGAGAUAUUCGUCGCGUGUAUAGUAGUGUGUGUGUGUGUGUGUGUGUCACACAGUGUUGUCGGAAAGAAAGAGAAGGAGAGGAGUAGGAGGUGGAGGAGGAACGAAGCAGUGACCAGUGUUCUCUCCCGACUCUCGAGCCGAGGCUAGCGAAUAUUCUAUUAUCUAUAUCGCGCUAAUACUUUAUAACACGCGUUGCUAUCGAUCGCGUUUGCCAUCGUCUCGCCAGUCGCCUCCGUUGGUUUUUUGUACUCCAUGCCGAUCUCGCGUAUCGUCGUACGGUAGGCGGCAGGCGGCUUGCGGACGCCACGAAUUCCGCUUUCCUCUCGCGCCGCGUAAUACACCCCUCUACUACUUGUUUCUACUCUCUCCCUAUAUGUCCUUUUCCCCUUCCAUUACUCCGUUUUGUCCGUCGCGCUUGUUAUUCCGCCACCUCCUGUCCUCCUCUUCGCCGCGUGCGCGCUUCGCGCGGUGACGGCCGCUCUCUUCGAGUUUAGGCAGUUCGGGGUGCCGGCUGCCUUCGCUCGUUCUCGUCUCCCAACGUUCCGUUCCGUGAGAAGCGGGAAGGGAGGAAGACGGCGACUGUGGCGAGGCAGACAGGCGACGAUAGCGGGAGGAGUACAGGUGCAGGUGCAUGCAUAUAGACGGCGGUAACGACGACGUACGCGCCACGAGCACGGCAAGCACGGCGAACACGUAGGAGAGCCGGAGAGCGCUCGCGAGAGGCGGGCGGGGGGGGGGGGGGGGGGGGGGGAGGGGGAAGGUGAAGAAGUCGACAGGACGGGCGAAGCGAGGAAAGAGGAGACUGGAGAAGCAGAAAGGAAGAAGCAGGAGGAAGCGGUUAGCGGCGGUGGACUAAGAGUAUACACGCGAACGCGUAGCGGCGAAAAGCGUUAGUCGUGAACGCCAGUGGUCGACGUCUUCGUCCUUUGCCUCGUGACUCGUGACUCGUGCACGGUCGAAAGUUUCUUUUGUUUAUCGCCGCGUGUGCAGAGUGUCGCACGGGUAAAUCUCGACGAUAGUCUCCUACUGAGCAAUCGUGGCAGGAUGGACGACACCGCGGGUCCACCGCGAACGUCGGACGUAGCGUCGGCGAUGGGAAGUGAGAGCGACGAUGCCACCACUACCACCACUACCACCACCACCACCUCGAAGAUGCGGACGAUCGACGAGGACGACGCGAGUGCCGCCUCCGCUUCCGCAUCUACCACCGGCGACGCCGUUGUUGAUCCCGUCGAGUGUCGUGACCUGGGCUCGAUAAGAGCCGCGUCCCCGGGGCCUGCAGCUGCUGUUGUUACUACCUCCUGUGCGACGACGUCGACGACGCCGCAUCCGCAUCUGCCGCCGGCACCGCAGCCGGGGUGUGGCUGCGUGGCCGCGGCCAACGCGGCCACUGCGGUCGACAAGGACGAAAUCACCGUCUGCAUCACGCCGACCACCGGCGGUCAGUUCGAGCUCGCGGUCGACCGCAACGAUACCGUGGAGAAUCUCAAGAAGAUCAUCUCCAAGAAACUGAAGGUCGCCAAGGAGCGCAUCUGCCUGCUGCAUCGCGAGAGGCAACUGCGCGAAGGAACGCUCGCGGAAAACGGCCUACAGAACGACAGUCGGCUAACGUUACUGCCAAGCGUGGAAACCGGAUUGUUGGCGCAACGACCGGAGCAGAGCGUAAUGCAGGCUUUGGAGAGCCUCAAUGAUUCACAGGUGAAUGACUUCUUGUCCGGCAAGGCACCACUUAAUCUUACGAUGCGACUAGGCGAUCACAUGAUGUUAAUUCAGCUACAGUUGUCUACCGUAACCCCGACAUCGCCGACUGCCAGUCAGGCGAGCUCUGCCAACAGUAACGGCCAUAGUCAUCACAGCAGCAGCAACAGUAGCAACAACGUUGCUAGUUUACCCAAUAGUAACAAUACCACGAGCAUGUCCAAUCCGUCUGGCGGUCAUUCGUCGUUGCAGACCAGAAGAUGCCUGACGGCCAGAUCACCGGGAAAUAUUGUUAAGCCGCAGAACGCUGCCGGGGCACCGGCUGGCAGAACGUCGCAUCUAAUUAGCAGCCUUGCCAGCGCCCUACACGCAGCCGCGAGCUACAGCAACAGCAGCAGCCUACCUACCGCCAGCAUUACCACUACGACCACCAGCCCGGUAUGUUCUAGCCGGGUUACAACAUCCUCUUCGUCCGUCUCGACGGCGCCAAUUAGCCCGGCGCAUUCAUUGUCGUCGUCCAGCAGCAAUUCGGGUCAAUCGCAAUCUACGCGUGGCAAUUCGCAUAACGUUCCACCUACGAAUGGCAGUUCUUCCAGCGCGUGUCAGCCCUGCCCGCUCUAUCACCACCAUCAUCAUCAUGGCCAUCACCACGGUCAUCACCAUGGCCAUCAUCAUCACCACCAUCAUCACCAUCAUCAUCAUCAUUCGAGGAACAAAUCUAGCUUACCCAACCUUUCCACUUCCUCUUCUUCCUCUUCCUUCAGUUCGGGUUCGUCUCCGAUUCAGGAGCAGUCUGCCUUGGAGCCGAUGUCUUACGACGCGACGCUACCCAGGAAGAAGCUCUGCAGCGGCCACCAUCAUCAUGGCCAGCCAUCAUCGUCCGUUACCACUAGUGGCAUGGACGCCACGAGGAGUCAACACGAGGAAUCUAAUCCGCAGAGCCCAACAUGCACUUCAUCGCUGAUGCUGGAGCAAUCGCCACCCAAGCCCGCCACCCUCGACACUCGAGCGCUCGCCGAGGCAUCUCGGAACCUCACUCAGAAGCUGAAGCAGCUCUCCUCUGAGGUACUCACCUCGCGGGUCGACCUCGCAGAGGAGAACGCAAGACGCAGGCAAGGCGCAAUAAUAGAGAGUAUGCAUCAUCAUGGCAAAGGCGUGUAUUCCGGCACGUUUAGCGGCACUCUGAACCCAGCCCUCCAGGAUAGACACGGUCGGCCGAAGCGGGACAUUAGUACCAUCAUUCACAUCCUGAAUGACUUGCUCUGCGCGACACCGGCCGCAUCCGCAGGCCACUAUAGGCAUCAUCAUCAUAGGCAUUCGCAUACUCGCCAGCAAUCUUCCUUGAUGUCCGCAUCUUCCGCGGGCACUACAACUACCGCGAGUGGAUCUACUUCGUCGGUCAGCUGUCAUGAUUCCACACCAGGCUACUCCAGUGAAGAAUUAUCAAAGGAGAACGAGGCAACGAAGGGCAAGAUGCGUCGGCUGCGCUUAGUCAUGGAACAACGUCGAGCUAAGAGAAAAGCCAGGCGACAGGCGCGAGCGGCACCGUAUACCACACAGUGGGCUGCGAUGACUCCCGCCGAUCCGAACCACGAGCCGAACACGUCAACUGCGACCUCGAGCACCACCACCACUACUAACAGCGCGGAGCCGCAGAACGAGCCGGAGCUUCAACCGUGUAGCCCCGAACCGGUCGUAGCUUAAAUACCACGUCACUAACAGUCAAUUCAUGGCACAGUAAUAUCUUCUAUAUUCGUAUACAUAGAGUAUGAUUGUCCGUUUUCGUUUCUACCUAUCGCACUGAUUUAUUCCGAAAGAAGAAAAUGCAGAGUCAAACGUGUUCUAUCGCGCAGUUACACUCGUUCCUUACAACUCUCGUUCCGCGCAACCAAACGCUGCAAAACGUUUUAAACAUUUGAUUCGACACUCGUUCUCAUUGAUACCCCGUACACGGUCUCGAUCAUUACCGUGAAUCCACUGAGUUUCUCUCCGUAUUAUGCAAGUGUCUCGCUUUCUCCGAUUUGCGUUACUUUAUGCAAAUAGACGUAAUCUGCGAGGAUUCACUAGCUGAUGAAUCGAAAGAUGAAUUCAAUCGAACAUCCUUUCUUUUUUGUAUAGCACUCGAAACUAUUUUUUGAAUAACAUUUUUUUUAUAUCUUUUUUUU
Messenger RNA from Atta colombica, 4166 nucleotides. RefSeq names its product midnolin-A-like. Gene Ontology annotation, molecular function: protein binding. The transcript is spliced from 5 exons. Gene Ontology annotation, cellular component: nucleus. The record is from RefSeq and is a predicted model, not a curated record. Bases 1348 to 3705 code for a protein of 785 amino acids. NCBI's taxonomy places the organism in Eukaryota, Metazoa, Arthropoda, Insecta, Hymenoptera, Formicidae.